Messenger RNA from Ceratitis capitata (Mediterranean fruit fly), 1668 nucleotides. RefSeq lists its product as uncharacterized. Bases 1 to 1668 code for a protein of 555 amino acids. NCBI's taxonomy places the organism in Eukaryota, Metazoa, Arthropoda, Insecta, Diptera, Tephritidae. The record is from RefSeq and is a predicted model, not a curated record. The transcript has a single exon.
AUGAACACAAAAUCUACAAAGGCAUUAGAUUUGGAUCUAAUUUUGAAAGUUUAUAAGCAUACAAACUUGGGCCUUCAAAAUAUGCAAAGAAAUUAUACUAAAGCGUUGGAAGCCCGUUUGCCUAAGGCACGAAUCAAAACACUUCUGCUUGAAACUUAUAAAAAUGGUUGCGCGAAAAUGAAAAACGAAAAAGAUAUAUUAAAAGCACAACUCUGGACGGCCACUGCGAAGUGUCAUGAGGUCAGGGAUGUGCAAGCGCUAAACUCUAUUAAAUGCUUCAUUGAAUGCAAUGCGGCGCUGGGCGAAGAAGUUCAACAAAUCAAAUUAUAUAUAACAAAUCUCGAGCAUAAGCUGAAAGUUAUAAAUAAAGAGAUUUGUCAUUUGCGAAUUGAACAAGGUGGAAAGAUUGGACAAGAUUUGGAAAAGGUGAAGAAGUUGUUGCACCUUUUGGAGGAUCAAUAUGAGAACCAGUUGCAAUAUGAAUGUAGACUAACUGCGCAAAGUGAGAAGCUACGUCGUAAAAUAUGUGAGCUGAUUAAUGACCGCAGACACUAUAACUCAUUUUACACCAGAUAUAUACAACAGCUAACUUCCGAAAAUAAAUACAUGACAGACUUGAUUGAUUUUGUUCUGGAUCAAAUUGAGAUGGGCAUAGAUAUGUUUGAAAAAUUAGAGAUGCAACAUCAAUCAAACAAAAUGGCUUUGGAGAAACGAAAAUAUGAAAUGGUGGCGAUUCAACGGUUCAAUAUGCAAUACGAGAGGAGACACAAAUUUCAAGAGCAAAAACUUGUCAAAAGAUCAUUAACAAAAAUUCCCGCCAAGGAGCUUAUGCGACGCGAAAUUUGUCGAAGCAAAUAUAUAAAGAAACUUCAUCUCUACAAUAAUGUUUUGAAAAAAAUAAUGGACUACUCCAAGGUGACGAGUAUUAGUCAACUUAUACGAAAAUUCCAAGAACAAGAAAAUCUCUACUAUUCUUUCAACAAUCACUCCAAUGAGCUCAGCUAUCGCAUAACGUUAUUAAACAACUCUGUUGCACGUCUGUUCGGCGAAAUACAAGAUCUGAAGAUUUUUAAUCGCAGCACGUUAAGGAAGCAGAACGACAAGAUAGAAAGUUUGGAAAAGGUUUUAAAAGAAAAACGUAAAAACAAUCAAAAUCUGAGGAAUAUGUCCAAUUCACAGGAUGAAAGUAUAGGAAAAUUAUUUGAGGCUAUACAAUUGAUACGCGAUCAAACUCGUACCGAUUUAUCUAUGCUUGCUCAUGAAUUCGACGAUCACAGAGAAAUCAAUAUUAAAACUAUGCGUGAGCAAAUGAAGUUAUUAGAAAAUCGCAUAUAUUCAAUAGUAUGUGUUAUGUACAAAAUCGAGAGUAAAAAGCGAAAAGCUGGCGAUCCAUCCGGUUAUCUUAUUAAAGAUAUAGGAAAACUAAUUGAGCGACCGACACUACUAAGCGAUAUUGUCUUGGCUACGCAAUGUGCAGAAUGUGCAGAAGGGGAUUCCAAAAAUUUGGAGGACCAGUGGACUGUUAAUAUAAUGCCUCCAAAACAGCUAAAAACAUGGGUAUCUGAGAAGGUGGUACAACCGGAAGUUCAAUAUCGUCUGCACAGUAUCAACCAAUGCCGUCUGACUAGAUCUCGUUCACGUCGUCAACACGAACAAGAAAGUAGUUAA